AUGGCAGACGCCGACCUCAAAAUCGACGGCAACACCCUGGCGGCCAUGUGCCUCGCCCGUGCCGGCGUCGACAAGAUGUUCGGGGUCGUGGGCAUCCCCGUCACCUCCCUCGCCAACCGGGCCGUGGCCCUCGGCAUCCGAUUCUUCGCCUUCCACAACGAGCAGUCCGCCGGCUACGCGGCCUCCGCCUACGGCUACCUCACGCGCCGCCCCGGCGUCCUCCUCACCGUAUCCGGCCCCGGCUGCGUCCACGGUCUCGCCGGACUAUCCAACGCCGCCGCCAACGCCUGGCCCAUGGUAAUGAUAUCUGGCUCCUCCGACCAGAGCCUUGCCGGCCGCGGGGACUUUCAGGAGCUCGAUCAGAUCGCUGCCGUCAAACCCUUUUCCAAAUUCUCCGCCAGAGCCACUGACAUAACCCGGAUCCCCGAAUCCGUCUUCAGCGUGGUCGAUUGGGCCCUUGCUGGCCGCCCCGGCGGGACGUACCUGGACCUCCCCUCCGACGUCCUCCAUCAAACCCUAGACGAGGCGGAGGCGCAGAGACUGAUAACCCAAGCCUUCAAUUUCAGAAACAAAGAUCUAAUGGAGAAGCCAAAAAUUAAUCAUUCCCAAAUCCAGAAGGCCGUGGAGUUACUGAGAACUGCGGAGCGGCCUCUCAUUGUUUUCGGAAAAGGGGCGGCCUAUGCGAGGGCUGAAAAUGAGCUGACCAAACUAGUGGAGACCACUGGAAUUCCUUUCCUUCCCACGCCAAUGGGGAAAGGGCUUAUCCCCGACACACAUGAGCUGGCUGCCACGGCCGCACGGUCGCUGGCCAUUGGCAAAUGUGACGUGGCCUUAGUUGUUGGGGCCCGCCUCAACUGGCUCCUGCAUUUUGGGGAGUCCCCAAAGUGGUCCGAGGACGUGAAAUUCAUACUCGUAGAUAUAUCCGAGGAUGAAAUCAAGCUCAGAAAGCCAUUUUCAGGCAUAGUGGGUGAUGCGAAAGACGUUGUUGGACUAAUGCAUAAGGAGAUAAAGGAUAAUCCCUUUUGUUUUGGGAAAACUCAUCCUUGGGUGGAGUCUAUCAGGAACAAGGCAAAGGAUAACAUGACCAAAAUGGAGGUCCAACUGGCGAGGGAUGUGAUCCCUUUCAAUUUCUUGACGCCCAUGAGGAUCAUCAGGGAUGCGGUCCUCGGUGUGGGCCAGCCCGCCCCUGUUUUGGUAUCUGAAGGGGCCAACACGAUGGACGUGGGACGAGGGGUGCUCGUUCAGACCGAGCCUAGAACGAGGCUGGAUGCCGGGACUUGGGGGACGAUGGGUGUUGGGCUUGGCUACUGCAUUGCUGCUGCUGUGGCAUCGCCUGAUAGGCUGGUGGUGGCAGUUGAAGGUGACUCCGGAUUUGGGUUCAGUGCCAUGGAAGUUGAGACACUAGUUCGAUAUCAGUUGCCGGUGGUAGUCAUAGUCUUCAACAAUGGUGGGGUGUAUGGUGGUGAUAGGAGAAACCCUGAAGAAAUGAGCGGGCCGUAUAAAGACGAUCCUGCACCCACGUCCUUUGUGGCUGGAGCAUCCUAUCACCUUCUUAUUGAAUCUUUUGGUGGGAAAGGCUACCUUGCUUCAACUCCCGAUGACCUCAAAUCUGCACUCCGACAAUCUUUCUCCGCAAGAAAGCCCGCAGUCAUAAAUGUGACUAUUGAUCCAUAUGCUGGGGCAGAGAGUGGUAGGCUGCAGCACAAAAACUGA
This is a messenger RNA of Striga hermonthica, 1713 nucleotides long. The record is from the annotation of a GenBank genome assembly. Lineage: Eukaryota; Viridiplantae; Streptophyta; Magnoliopsida; Lamiales; Orobanchaceae.